Opisthorchis viverrini is the source of this 486-nucleotide messenger RNA. RefSeq lists its product as hypothetical. Gene Ontology annotation, biological process: proteolysis. The transcript is spliced from 2 exons. Lineage: Eukaryota; Metazoa; Platyhelminthes; Trematoda; Opisthorchiida; Opisthorchiidae. The record is from RefSeq and is a predicted model, not a curated record. Gene Ontology annotation, molecular function: aspartic-type endopeptidase activity. The annotation marks the transcript as partial.
UAAGUUCUCGGUGAAUGUACAUAACUUAGCAUUUUUAUUCUUCUUGGGGCAUCCGAUCAUCCCGGUAAACAUAGGUGGGCAGCCCUUCAUGGUUCUUCUUGAUACAGGAGGAUGGACACGGUGGAUACCGUCGAGCAAGUCAACAUCUGUGGAAUUUGCAAAUAAAAAGAAAUACACUGGACAGGCAGAAACGAGCGUCUCAAUGAACGAAGAGUACGAAACUAGUUACUCUGGUGAGAAAUAUAAGGGGAAUGUGAUGAUAGAUCAGCUAUGGAUUGCGGGUCGCAUGAUCCCACAUUUUACGUUCGCUGAAGUCGUGGAGAGCUCUGGUGCCGUGGACGACAGAAAAGGAUAUGAUGGAAUAUUCGGGAUGAGGAGACCUCCAGAAAGUUUCGAAAGCUGUAAAUUUUUGAAAACUACAUUUUUGGAUUUUAUUAUGGAUGCCAAACUCGUGAAUGACGCUAUUUUUACUUUCCGGUUUUGCGG